This is a messenger RNA of Notothenia coriiceps (black rockcod), 468 nucleotides long. Its product is annotated as gamma-aminobutyric acid receptor subunit beta-3-like. Gene Ontology annotation, cellular component: membrane. The record is from RefSeq and is a predicted model, not a curated record. Gene Ontology annotation, biological process: monoatomic ion transmembrane transport. Lineage: Eukaryota; Metazoa; Chordata; Actinopteri; Perciformes; Nototheniidae. Gene Ontology annotation, molecular function: transmembrane signaling receptor activity; extracellular ligand-gated monoatomic ion channel activity.
AUGUGGGGACCGCUAAAAACGGAUCGUUUGCGGGACCUGCUCUCUCUGCCGCUCGUGGUGGCGGUGGUGGUGUGUUGUGUGCAGAGCGCCAACAAGCCGGGGAACAUGUCCUUCGUAAAAGAAACCGUCGACAAACUGCUGAAAGGAUAUGACAUCCGUCUCCGGCCCGACUUUGGAGGUAAACCGGUUGCCGUUGGAAUGAGUAUCGACGUGGCGAGCAUAGACAUGGUGUCAGAAGUGAACAUGGACUACACGCUGACGAUGUACUUCCAGCAGUACUGGAGGGAUAAGAGGCUGGCGUCUGGCAUCCCUCUGAACCUGACGCUGGACAACCGAGUGGCCGACCAGCUGUGGGUCCCCGACACCUACUUCCUCAACGACAAGAAGUCCUUCGUCCACGGAGUCACCGUCAAGAACCGGAUGAUCCGGCUGCACCCGGACGGCACCGUGCUUACGGCCUCCGACUAG